Molecule: messenger RNA, 2526 nt
Organism: Micromonas commoda
Lineage: Eukaryota; Viridiplantae; Chlorophyta; Mamiellophyceae; Mamiellales; Mamiellaceae
Exons: 2
Coding region: 1-2526 (841 amino acids)
Source: RefSeq, a predicted model, not a curated record
AUGACGUUGUCACUCGCCGACGCCGCGUCGGCCACGUACGAUCCGGCCAAGUGCACCGACAAGGACGUCGUCGCGCCCCUCGGGCUGGCGUGCCAGACCGCCCUGGCGGAUUCCUCCGUGAUGGCAUCCUGCUGCGCCGCGCUCACCACCUGGAACGCCGCGGGGUGCAAUUGCCCCGCGCACGAGGGCGAGACGCUCCUCGACCUCGACGAGUACGCCCUGUUCAAGCCCGCGCUGGCGGGUCUCAACGCCGGGUGCGGCAUCGACGCCGCGGACGACGACGCCGACGCCAUGUCCGCGCUCGCUUUCGCGCUCGCGGCGUCCCCCGUCGCCGCCUACGGCGUCAUCCACCGCUACGACCACGUCGACGACGAGACGCACGAGAAGCACGUGCGCGCCAUGUACCGGCUCGACGAUCUCCUCUCCGAGUACAACCGCCUGCACAAUCACCCGGACCCGGAUCACCACAGACGACACCGCGAACCGGAGUACGUGCGCGCGUACAAGGAAAAGCACCUACACGCCGCGCAGCACGCGCGGCGCGUGGAGGCGCUGCGCCACGCGCACGGCGACGGCGACCCGACGCACGUCGCGUGCGACGAUCCCCUCUUCGUCCAGUCGCACAUGCUCGACUGCCUUCGACACCCGACGUGGGAACACCCGCACGGAGGGUGCUGCGAGGGACUGCGAAUGUGGAACGACGCGGGGUGCAACUGCGACGGCGUCCGGAGCGUGCUGACCCACGACGCGACGUUCGAGCACUACGCGCGCGUCGCUGCCAAGUUCGAGGCCCAGUGCGACGUGACGCCGAGAACAAACUGCGAGAACCAACUGCGGGAGGUGAGGCGCUACGGCGUCAUCCACCACGACGGGUUUGAUGCGUCGUCGGGGCACUUCCACCUGGCGCUGCCCGAACGCGACGCCGUCGGGAUUCGAACCCGCGCGUCGAUACUCCCGGAACUCCCGGGGAACCGACGCUCGCUCAAGUCCGCGUGGGAGUCCACCGCGGGCAAGCAGACGAUCGACUGCGCGCUGAUGCAAUCCGCGAUGCUCGCGCUCCUGCCGUGUCUCGGGCAAGUCCCCGCGUCCGUGUCCGACGAGUGCUGCAAGGGGCUCAACUCCUGGAACGACGCCGGCUGCUACUGCGACGGCGUUCAGACGGUCAUGGAAGAUCCGGAGACGCCAAAGGCGUACGUCGAGUUGGCCGCCGUCCUCAACCCCGCGUGCGGCGUGGAAAAAGUGACGGAUUUAAACCACCGAGUGUGCGCGCCCCCGCCCCCCGCGCCGCCGCCGACGCCGCCGCCGCCCAACCCGCCGCCGCGACCGCCCGCGUCGUCCACGCUAGCGUUCGCGACGACCGUUGCGCAGGAGACCUGGGGGGCGUUCUACCGAUCCUUCUCGCCGUACGAGUGGGACGCGCCGACGGAUGAGGAUUACUGCAAGUGGAUGGCGGACGUGCUCGUGUGCGAUUACAUCAAAAACGCGGACGACUGCGAGUGGAAAGAUUCCGAUGCGGGCGGGUCGAGGGAGGUCCUGACGCCGUGCGAGUGGUACGAGGGCAAGUGCGAGCUGCGGGAUUACCUGCAGAUCGGCGCGAGGGAGCUUCGUAACGCGUUUCGUAACGUCCUAGCGGCGAGCCAAUCCGCGCACGACGCGUGCGCCGCCGGCUGCGCCGACGAAGAAAACGAAGGCGACGAAGAAAAAUGCGUGGACACCCCGCACGGGUGCCUCCCCUCCGUCGACGCCGCGAUGGCCGCCGCGGACGCCGCAUCUUCGGAGAUAACGACCACCGCGGUUCAGCGCAUGGUGUACCGCCAGUACAUGCACGGCGUCGUCGGGUGCAACGUAUUGGGCAAAGGAGGCGCGGAAACAGUCGGAGUCGACGAAUGCGCCGGACGCGACGGAUGCGCUUGGGACUCGUCUUCGGGUGGCGGGAACGGCCGGUGCGAGCCCACGCGUGCGUGGCGCGAGGCGACGUCGCUCGAGGUAUGCACGCCGCCGACGCCGCCCGCGCCGCCGCCCGCGCCGCCGCCGCCGCCCGUCUCCGGGUACGAGUACGAAGCCACGAGGGGCGACGGCUUCGAGAAGGAGUUUUCCCCGUGGAUGGUUUGGAGUUUCAUGGUCGUCUCCAGCGCCAUCUCGCUGUCGUGGAUGUGCGGAUGCAUCCUGGUGUAUAAGCGGCACCCGGAGUGCCCGAAGCCGGAGUCGUCCGAUGACGAGUCGGGUACGGAUUCCGACGAGAACAAUUCGUCCGAUGGCGAGUUAACGCACUCGGAGAUCACGGUUGAGACGAGCGAACUCAUCGAAAAUGGUCGCGAUGCAUCCGACGAUAAACCGGUGCUUCGUGGGCGACGCGGCGGGGGCAGGCGCGGCGAGGUGGCGCGCGAGGUGGUGAUCCCGCCGUGGCCCAAGUACGCGCCCAUCCCCUACGCGCGCAGGAAGUCGACCCCGAAGAAGCACAGGAAGCCCGGGUCGAUGGAGCAGUGGGAAAGGAUGCAGGCGCAAAAGCCAAGAAGGUAUAAGUAG